AUGGCCUCACUCACCACAGAGGAGUUACACCAUUGUGCAAUAUGUAGUUCAACACAAGUCCAGAUUUGCACUGGAUGUCUCUCUGUCUACUACUGCGGAUCUGAGCAUCAGCUGCAGCACUGGCCACAACAUAAAUCUCAGUGCUCCGGACUCAACAAGAGAUCCGACCUACUUGGACGUGCUGAGAAAUCGAGGGAAACAAGAUCAAAGAGUAUCUUAGAUGUAACAAACAGUCCUCCUUCUCCAGUCCCUACUCCCUCUUCCUCUUCUACCUCAUCUCAGAAGCAGCUGAAUAGUAGUACUGGUGGAUUGAGUGUGGAAGAGAAAGAAAGAAGACAGGCAGAGAGAGAGAAGUUCAUGACACGCGGAGUACUGCCACAGCUUCAACAGCAACUACAAAUGAAAGCUGCAGCUCAGCAGAAACAACAGUCCCAGACAACCUCACAGCCACAGUCACAACCCCAACAGAAUACUACUCCACAACCACAACAAUCCAUUAUACAAAUACAAGCAGCCAAUAUACAGAAGCAACAACAACAACAACAACAGAAUACUCCUCAACAACAACAGCAACAACAGCAACAACAAUAUCCACAAUUACCAUCGAAUAUUAAACAACAGAUUCAACAAAUACAACAGAAUAGUAAUAGUACACCAACAUCAACACCACCCUCGAAUACACCAACUGCUCAACGAAAAGUUACAUAUAUUAACAACAAUUCCAAUAGUUCAUACUCAGCACCAACCACUCCACAACAACCGAAAUCAACGGUUGUACACUCCUUCUCCUCCUCCAAUCUCAAUAGUAGCAGUGGUGGAUUGUCAACGUCAUCGUCAUUGUCGUCGUCGUCAGGCGGUCAACAACAACAACAAAGCAAUCCAUCCAAUCAACAAACGACUUCAUCGUUCUCGGCACCGCCAUCUGUCAAUAACUCUGCCGACUCUAUCGACAUCUCAAGCAGUAGUGGCAGUGUAAAGAAUAUACAAAGUCGACUUGGCCAGUUGAACUUCCAGAUUCCAUCGACUGCAGGAGCAGGCUAUCGUCGCUCAGUGAUGCCACCACCGAAAUCUGCACCGAUGACAGACAUUCAAGAGCAACCACAAUCACAAUCAACACCGACAUCGCCCACCAACAAUCUCACAACUUUACAGCAACAGCAACAACAACUACUUCCAGAAUCAAUGGCAUCGGUAGAACAAAUGUUAUCUCAGCUACAACAGAUAACACCGCCAGCUACUACCACCACCACCUCCAACACUACGACAACGACAUCCACUCCUACCACCACAGCAUCUACAGCCAACAGUUUUUCAACGCCAUCGACUCCACUGCAAAACUCCUCAGCCGGACCGGCCAGCACAAUGCCAGCACAAAAGAUAGUACCGCUACGAACACACAAGAAGAAUCAAUCGAUGCCAGAUAUCACUUCGAAUCCUGUAAUAUUAGAGAGACAACAGAAAUUACAACAACAAGAACAACAGCAACAGCAACAGCAGAACGAUGGUGACGACGAUUCAUUCAUACAAUUUAAAGAAAGAAAUCGUCCUAAAGGAUUAAGAUUUAAAGAAACACCCAUUGAUACUGAUGCUCCACCUGUAUCAGGAGGAAAACAAAGAAGAUCGGCCGAUUUCGAUAAUACUAAUAACUCUGCAUUCGUUGAGCAGACAGGUGUCACUGGUGGUAACAACAGUAAUUAUAGUAGAUUGGAAUCGGAAGCACCUUUGAUCGAACAAUCUUCAGAAGUACCAACACCAUCAGAACAACAACAGCAACAACAACAAACGACAACAGGUGGUAAAUUGGCAGAGAAAUUCAACAUCAUCAAAAAGAAGGCUGGUGUAGUAUCGGCACUUACCAAAACAAAAAUGUCAGAGGUUGCCCAAAAAGCAAAGAAAUCGCUCAACAAAGAACAACCACAAACUGCAUCAGAGAAUGCUGCAUCACAACAACAACAACAACCAAAUAUAAAUAUAGUUGAUUGUAAGAUAUUUGGACAACCACUACCGGUUGCUAUUCAGAGGACAGCUCAUGCACAUCCACUACUGCCGGAUCUUGUAUAUAAAUCGAUUGAAUAUCUGAGAGAACGUGGCACCAAGGAGGAGGGAAUAUUCCGUCUGAGUGGAAGUGCCUCUGCCAUUAACAAGCUGAGGGAGGAGUUUGACAGUGGCGCCGACGUUGACCUGUCCACCCAACUCGACCAGCACGUAGUGAGUGGCAUUCUCAAGCUGUAUCUCCGACAGAUACCAGAGACACUGUUCACCGAGGAGUAUCCCGAGGAGCUCGAAGGUCUGCGUGCCGGUGGAAACUCGCCCGAUGCCGUGUCGAUGCGUAUCAACGGUAUCACAGCGCUGUUGAAACAGCUACCGGAACCCAAUCGUUGUAUUCUACAUCAUCUGUGCUCGCUGCUCAACAUCAUUGCCUUUGAACCGAGCACCAAAAUGACGACUGUAAAUUUAGCAAUCAUCUUUGCACCGACACUUGGUUGUCCAGUUGAAGUGAUGACCGUACUCAUUGACUAUUAUGAACCAAUAUUUUCAGAACAAACUUAUGACUAUAUACAAUAA
This is a messenger RNA of Heterostelium album PN500, 2565 nucleotides long. It is a transcript of the gene gacZ, whose product is annotated as MYND-type zinc finger-containing protein. The transcript has 3 exons. NCBI's taxonomy places the organism in Eukaryota, Evosea, Eumycetozoa, Acytosteliales, Acytosteliaceae. The record is from RefSeq and is a predicted model, not a curated record. Gene Ontology annotation, biological process: regulation of GTPase activity; signal transduction. Gene Ontology annotation, cellular component: cytoplasm. The coding region runs from base 1 to 2565 and encodes 854 amino acids.